AUGGAUAUCAGGUACACUGAGUUACUGUAUGCUAGUUAUCUAACUCAUAAUGAGUACACAAGGCUGAUAAAAUACUUUUGUGACUAGGUCAGUCAAGAGGCAUACGUGUAAUAUAUGUUUUCCAUUUGUGUUAUAGAAAUGACUAUUUCAAAAUGAAUGAUCAUGACCUGUUUUUAUGGUCCUUCAAAUGCAAUAAGCUGUUUGCCAUAUGACCCAUUACUGACACUUACAUGUAUGUUUGAUACAAAAAAAAAAGAAAUCCUGAAAACUAUUUUCUUAUUGUUUUCUUUAGCUUUCCAGGUAGAAGAGGAAUUAGAAAGAAUUUAAAAAUUCAAAAAGAAAGUUACAGGACAAGUAGAACAAAUGCUAAAUCUAACUGGAGAAGGCAAGUUGUCAAAUUAAAAGCAUUUCUCUCUCAGAGGUUCAGUAUUGCUGAGCAGGAAGUCACAGGUAAAGUACCACAACAAAUUUCAUGGUGUAUAAAAAUAAAAAAAUUUGCCAGAAUGCUGGCUAGUUUACAGUAUUGUGACAACAAAUUCCUGUCUGUCUAAAGUGUUUAAGACAUUCUUUCAGGUCUGUCAGAUAAAGUCACAAUGAAUAAAGGGUGACAGUCCAAAAAUGCUUUGAACUUUUUGACUGGGAGCGUGUCAUCUCUCCACUGAGGUCUAUGUUUUACUUAGCUCUUCUGUCUGAUGUCUGUGUUUAGAGCGGACCAUCUAAUCAUGUUUAAUUGUUGCAGUGUGACAAUGUUGAUUUAUGCAACAUGGCAGCAGUGUUAGCUUUCCUUUUGUAGUAAUAUUUGUUGCAUCUAACAAAAUAAUUUAUUAAUUUUUGCAUUUUGUAGAUACUGAUGUGCUGAAUAACUUCAGUAAAGUAUUUCCAACAGUCUGUAAAAAGAAAAAAAGAGCUGCUCAAAGUCAUUCCCCUUUUGUCAAGCUGACGUCUUCUGAGGUAAAAUUGCAUUCCUAGUAUGUUUCUUUAUGAAAACUGAGUGUACGAAGUUUAGCUGGUUGUACUUUAAAGAACAAUAAUUAGAAAUGCCUCCCUGUGAAUCAUGUCCUUCUUUGCAUUUUACUUCAAGGAAAGUCCAACAUAUUUGUCUGCAGCAAAAGAGCCAAACAUUCUAGUCCAUGAUGAUAAAGACAGUGGAGAUGAUAAUCCAAACAGCCCAUACAGUCUUAUGAUUGGAGAACAUUUAUACUGUCAAGUUACCAAAAGUGACAAUACAUUAGGCCACUGUUUAAUUCAACUUCUUGCCCUGUAUUAA
Molecule: messenger RNA, 1267 nt
Organism: Pocillopora meandrina
Lineage: Eukaryota; Metazoa; Cnidaria; Anthozoa; Scleractinia; Pocilloporidae
Source: the annotation of a GenBank genome assembly